Messenger RNA from Felis catus (domestic cat), 1637 nucleotides. Its product is annotated as basic proline-rich protein-like. The coding region runs from base 1 to 1512 and encodes 503 amino acids. The transcript has 10 exons. The record is from RefSeq and is a predicted model, not a curated record. Lineage: Eukaryota; Metazoa; Chordata; Mammalia; Carnivora; Felidae.
AUGCCCCGGGGCCACGGUUUGGCCAAGGGCUCUCCCAGCGCCAACGCCACGGAGCGAUUCGUCAUCGCCACGGGCCCCCGGGGGUGCUCUAAGCUGGCAGGGGUGACACGCCUUGCCACCCCUGAGCGGACAGACACCAACCCGUUCCCGAAGCCCGGACCUGGUGAAUCGGGUCAUUUACGGGCUGUGGCGGAGCGGCUGGGCGUCAGGCCCCCCGUCCCGGGCGAAGGGCCUCGGCGGGAGAUCCGGCCUCCUGCUCCACCUUCCCUUUGCGGUUUCUGGAGACGCCCCUGCCCCGUGCCCCGGCUGUUUCCUGGGCGCCGUGCCGGGCGAGGUGUGAAGAGCCCCAAGUGCCCGCCACUGCCCUGCGAGGGCGGCCGGAAGGGUGACUACGGACAGCGGAGAAGUCCUCCCGGCGUGCGGCAUGGCGCUCAGCCACCCCGCCCGGGGGAUGGCUCGGUCUCCGGGGUGCGGGAACCGGGGGCCUUGCUCUCCACCGUGCCCUCCCACGUCCUGGGGGAGUCCCCAGACAGGGCAUGCGGCCAGGAACCACCUGGAGCUGCGUGUGCGAGGCAGCACCUGCAGAUGCGCAUUUUAACAAGCGUCCGGGGUGACGUCGAUGCCGCCGGUCCCCUGGCCAUGCUUCGAGAUCCACGGCCCCCCAGCAGUUCGGGACGUGUGCCCCCUCGGGGCGUGGCUCCAGCUGACGACUCCCGCAAAGGCCCGAGUACAGGGUCCGUCCCGGGUGGCAGAAGAACCAGGCCUCCGCGCCAGGCGGGUGCGUGCUCGGACCCUGCUUCUGCCCAAGGGUCCGUGCGGACCCCGGGCGAGCGGACCCCCUCCCCCCGCCCCAGCCUCCCGAGGUGGACCCCGGACAGGGACCCACGCGGCGUGCGAGGGCGUGGCGCACAUACGGCGUUCGGAGAACCGUCCUCCGCGGCCUCCCCCUACGGACGAGUUCUGGGCCCCCCUCCGCCUUCCCUGCCCAGCCCGCCGUCGGCCCGUUCCCACUGCGCGUCCUGGAGCUGCGAGACGCGAUUUUCAUGGGAUUGGAAUAAACACACGGAAGGACCUCGAGGUUUUACCAUCCGGGCUGCCGAGGACACGUGGAUGCUGUUGUUGGACGUGGCUCGCAGCAUCCAGGAGCCUCUAGCUGUGCUGGGGACGUUCCCCGCCGGGAACCUGGAGAGAACAGAGCUUGGGAGCCCUGCCCUUUGCUGGUGCCCGGGGCGGCCGGGCUCUAAGCUGGUUCCCGGUCCCAGAUCCGGUUCCCUGGAGACGGACCUGAAGCAGGAUUUGUGUCCCGGCGGUAAAGGCCACGGGAGAAACCAGGACAGAGAUGCCGCGGUGAUGUUUAGGACUGAAGUACGUGCAUGUCCGCACGAUGCUAGUGGGUUCCACAACGUCUAUGACUAUCGGCCGCGCAGAAAAAUUGGCAAAAAGCUAAUCGCUGAGUCUAAGUCGCAGACAUAUGGGACGCAGUCGCUUCUACUAUGUUUGAAAAUUUCGUAACGAUGGGGCGCCUGGGUGGCGCAGUUGGUUAAGCGUCUGACUUCAGCCAGGUCACGAUCUCGCGGUCCGGGAGUUCGAGCCCCGCGUCGGGCUCUGGGCUGAUGGCUCGGAGCCUGGAGCCUGUU